CGGAAUAAGUGACGAUACUUGAAGUAACGAAUAAGUAACAGUGAAUUAGUAACCAACUUCAGAAACCGAUUAGGUAACGAGAAAAGUAACCAACUUCAGUCGUGUUUUGAUCACGAUGGGUAAGAUUAGACGGUCGAGGCAAAAAUACCAUCUCCCUGCAGUGAGAAGUAAUACACUGAAAAUUAAUGACGGGAAAGAAGAAAUUUCAAUUAAAGAACCAUAUUCACAGAAACUUGAGAAAUGUACGAAAGAAUCUGCUGACUCGUCUAUAUUUGAAAACCUUGAAAUUGACUUAAGUCAAAUCAAACAACUGCAUGAUUGUGACAAGAGAAGCAUAAUUUCAAAUAAUGGUGUCGGACCACAGUUGUCAAAGAAAGAGAAAAGGAAGCUGAGGCAUGACGGAUUUUUACAAAAAAUUGAAGCAAUAAAGGCAGCAAAAAAGAAAGAAAUAGAAACCAAAAAAAGAAAAGAAACGCCUUUAGUUGGAGAUAUGAAACCAUUAGAAGAAGCUCUUCCAAACUUAGAACUUCUGAUAAAAGAUAAUCGCAAGACACGUUCACAAAAACUUGACAAACCACAAGGAAAAAAAACACUCAAGGCACAACAGAAAGCAAUGUUACAGGACAUAGAAACUUUUCAAUAUGUUUUGAAACAUCCAGCUUUCCAAGAAGAUCCAAUUGGAACUGUAACAGCUCACAUCUGUAAAAAACUCGAGCAGGAAACUAUGGAUAGUUAGCAAAAUAUGCUAAAAUGUUGUCUACAUUUCUGAAGUGUGAAACAUGAAUUAUGUUUGUUAUAAUUAACAAGUUGUCAGUGCUUCAGUGUAAACAAUCAUGCUGAAUAUAGUUAUUAUUUAUGUGA
Messenger RNA from Limulus polyphemus (Atlantic horseshoe crab), 861 nucleotides. RefSeq names its product protein FAM207A-like. Gene Ontology annotation, cellular component: 90S preribosome; nucleolus; preribosome, small subunit precursor. The transcript is spliced from 6 exons. The record is from RefSeq and is a predicted model, not a curated record. NCBI's taxonomy places the organism in Eukaryota, Metazoa, Arthropoda, Merostomata, Xiphosura, Limulidae. The coding region runs from base 116 to 736 and encodes 206 amino acids. Gene Ontology annotation, biological process: maturation of SSU-rRNA from tricistronic rRNA transcript (SSU-rRNA, 5.8S rRNA, LSU-rRNA).